AGAUGGCGCUUAGAUUUGGUGUCGGUAAACAAAAAACAUAAAAUUGAAAAAUAAAUAAAUAAUUAAAAAUGGCAUCAAGAACACCAGAAAGUACAGAAAAUCAAUGUCCGUUUCAAACAGAAAGGAGCGGAGAAGUCAGGGAAGUUGGAUGUCAUGCAAUUUGGUCACUAUCAUCUUGUAAACCAGGUUUUGGCGUUGAGCAGCUAAGAGACAAUUCAAUGGAAACAUAUUGGCAAUCAGACGGCCAACUUCCUCAUUUAGUCAAUAUUCAAUUUUCACGAAAAACAACAAUCAGUCAAAUUUAUAUCUACAGUGAUUACAAGCUGGAUGAAUCAUAUACACCAUCGAGAAUUUCAAUAAGAAUCGGAACUCAUUUCAAUGAUUUGAAUGAAAUUGAAAUUAUUGAUCUUUGUGAGCCUUCUGGAUGGAUUGUUGUACCUAUCAAAAAUAUCCGCGAUAAACCAAUUAGAACAUUUAUGAUACAAAUAGCAGUAAUAAGCAAUCAUCAAAAUGGUCGUGAUACACAUAUGAGGCAGAUUAAAAUUCAUUCUCCGGUUGAGGCAAAGAAAAAUUUGGCACUUGAUAAUUUUAAUGAAUUUUCCACUGUCGAAUUUCAACAAUUCGCUACUAUUCGAUAAAAUUUUAAUUUUUAAUUUUU
Molecule: messenger RNA, 658 nt
Organism: Chironomus riparius
Lineage: Eukaryota; Metazoa; Arthropoda; Insecta; Diptera; Chironomidae
Source: the annotation of a GenBank genome assembly